AUGUCUGCCGUUCUGAAAGCAUUCAAUUUACAUAAAUUAAAGCAAAAGAUUUCUUUCUCAACGAGAACUUGCAUUAAUCAUCCUCGGAAAGCUGUUACUGAAGAGGAAAACAUUGUUUUGACUGUCAAUAUUCCCCACGAGUACCUAGAACAAUUGUAUGACUUGAAGCAAGAUGAUGGCAAGUUAACUGGCCUGUCGUACGUCGAAGUUUUAAAUGCAUUUAUAUCGCAGAAUGCCUUGGAGAUAAAGCUAGACUGCGAAAGAAUUAAUAGUAUAAUACGUAGAUAUUGUGGGGAGAUAAAAACCAAAAGCAAAAGGUUGCGAGGCCGUGUAAGAACAGAGUACUUGGCGAAAUCAAAAUGCAUUUCUGUUUACGAGAAGGAAAUUGCCAGGGUGUCUGAGGCGAAGAAUGAGCUAGAAAGUGCAAAGGCAGUUUGUGAUACCUAA
This is a messenger RNA of Paramuricea clavata, 447 nucleotides long. The record is from the annotation of a GenBank genome assembly. Lineage: Eukaryota; Metazoa; Cnidaria; Anthozoa; Malacalcyonacea; Plexauridae.